GGUAAAUUUUGGGGCAGAUGCCAUGGGUAGCGUCGGCGCAGUUCUUAUCCUGUCCCUUCGUUGAUACGGUGGUAGGUAGGUGGUAAGUAUACUUGGUCCCUCGAUGGAUGUAACUGAGUGGUUCGUCCUUGUCUAUCCAACUCAAGUAUGGUUCAGGAACCGAGGGACACCCGCUCCAUAUUCCGUUUCUGUAGAACAAUGUACUGCGCCAAGUAUGGUUGGCCUGCUGGUCUUUCUUUAUUUGGUUUAUCUCAGGUAAUGGAUACCCGGUGAGUUGAGAUGGAAGGCAUGUUUCAUAAUGGACAGUUGGAGGGGUGCCAUAGGUCCGCGAGACACUUCCAAGGGAUUGGGUCCUGAUAAGCCAGAGGCGUUUUGAUAGAGAGGGAAACUUGGAUAUUGCAGGUAAGGGUGGUAUGUAUGUACCUAUGUACAUGAUCAUGUACCUGCCACCGUGUAGCAGGUAUCUUGUAGACCUGUAUCCGUCUUCUGAUCGACGAAGAUCCUCAUGAAGAGUAGGUAAACUUUCCUUAUUCUACUGAAGAUGCCAAUUUGGCUAAGAGUAGCCAAGUUCCAUACCGUGAAGAUCGGAGCUCGACAGGUAGAUGGUUCCCGGUAGAUGGCUUGAAUGGUGGUCGUGUUUUGGUUGCUCGUUGGAGAUAUCUCGGUCUAGGGAGCGGUGGGGGAGGAUGAUAUCAUUCUGCAUCGAGGGAGUUUGGGCUAUGCCAAUUUAAUUUUUUGUUUU
Molecule: messenger RNA, 742 nt
Organism: Aspergillus pseudonomiae
Lineage: Eukaryota; Fungi; Ascomycota; Eurotiomycetes; Eurotiales; Aspergillaceae
Exons: 1
Coding region: 104-259 (51 amino acids)
Source: RefSeq, a predicted model, not a curated record